GAAAUCCAAUAGUGUGUGAUAAACCUGCUUUCAAGAUUAUUAUCACUUUUUUUGUGAAACAGACGGUGACAAGUGUCAAAGCCCCACUUUUGAGAGUUUGCAAAACAUCGAAUAGAUACGAGAGAAAAGCUCAUCAACAAAUUCAGCUUUCUUCCAAGCUUGCCCCACGGGGUCUCCCCCGCGCGGCAAGCGAUUGAAGUUCAGCUCCUAAUGAAUAUUUCAAGUCGCUUUGUGCAACCAAAGCAUAGAUUCUAGACCGAAGAUCUUUCGUCGCAUGGCGAUUUCGUGAGAUUUGAAGGUAUGUGGAACUGAGCUCGAGAUCUCGGAUUUGAGCGAACUAAAUUCGGUGAUAUGACGAGUCAAUUUUCCCACAUUAGUUAGUUCUUCAGACAGAUCCAAUUGCAACACUUGUUCCAGCACUUUUACGGAUUCCCCACAAUAUAUCAUAAAGGCCGUAUACAGAUACCCGAAGACACAGCAAUCCUCCCACAGAUCAACUUAUCAGCCCUCAUUCUUCAUACUCACUGAGUACAUCAUUCACCAUGUCGAGCUUUCAACUACGAAGAACCGUUCAGGUUUACCAGAACCCACUCAUAUCUGCUACAGUUCCGACUCUCAUUUUCACAGCCAUGAGAGCCACAGCUGUGUCUGCUCGGACAUACCAAAAUGGCGGUCCAUGGCAUACACCAGUAAAUCCAACCUGGAGACAGAAUCGUUUCUAUGCAAUAAAUCGACGGGAACCAAAGCAAAUAAAGAAUAUAAUAGACGUUUUGACAGUCUAUGCCUCAGGUCGGCAGAUUCAAAAGACAAUCAAAACGUUAGAAAAUGACGCCAAAGUCCAUUUAGACGUGACUGCAAGGGUGGACAUGAAACUCAUCCCUGCCUAUGCGACCUUGCUCGACUUGACAAUGAAGAUGGUUGCGGAUGCAAAGCCCCCUGAGCUAUGGAACCAAAGCCAAAAUGGGGAAACCUUUCGCCAACAAUUUCCAGAAUCUCUACGUAGCACAGUGAAGUGGAUACAAAACAAUUCCAAGGCACUCAAACCCCCUUCACAUAGCGUCGUGGAUCUGGCACAAUCAGCCGUCAGACCCUUUGAGGAUGCCCGGGACUUGUGUCUUACAACGCAAGACCGUCUGGGUAGAAUUCAUGAGCAGAUCAUGGACAUGCAACAUAAUAUUGGUAUUUUCAACAUAGAGCUAGAACGAGCAGACAAAGUACAUCCCAGAGACAGAAAGAUGCUGGCGCAAGCACGGGAUAAUGCAAUAAGUCGCCAGUUUGUCACAUCAAACGAUGCAUAUACAGCCGCUCUGAAUGAUGCCAAGAUCGCUCAAAAUAUGAUCAAAAUGCUUAAUGAGUGGGUUCAACCGUACUUCGACAGCGGGGAGCUCAAGGGUCUUAAAGAUGAGGUUAGUCUGCUACUAGAUCGCACAAUUACUCAGAAAGACGUUUUGGAGCGGAUCUUAACAGAUCACGUGCGGGGGACGGCGAUUGUGGCCAACACCUGGUUCCGACCGGUAUUCCACCAUCGGUUUGCCGAAAAAAUCUUGGAUAUACUGGCUCUGGCUCCCCCAUCCGAGAUGAUGCUUCCACACAUGCGAAGCAUCCUCGCUCUUCUCUCAUGGCCGGGUACUUCUGUCCUGACACCAGACUCAGACAGCCUCGCGAGAUGGAGAAGAAGGCCGCAGUCGGAUUUAAAAACACGCUUGGAUGAAAUUGUAAAAAUGGCCGAGGCUUAUCAGAAGCGAUUUUCUUAUCAGGGGUCUGAGUCUGCCCUUAGGCGAUACAUGAACUGAUUUCUGCUGCAAUGUUUUCAGAUAGAUGGAUACUUAUUCAAUGUAUGUUGCGAAGCGUAUGCUUUAGAAACUAGAGAUGAUUUUAAAAACACAGGUAUAGAUUCAUGAAACUUGUAUAAUAUCCUUGGCAAUUUUUGAUUUUUGCUUGGCCUUUUUUGAUGUUAUUCGCCCUUUGAAUGAGGCCUGU
Messenger RNA from Botrytis sinoallii, 1980 nucleotides. RefSeq lists its product as uncharacterized. The coding region runs from base 543 to 1793 and encodes 416 amino acids. The transcript has 2 exons. The record is from RefSeq and is a predicted model, not a curated record. NCBI's taxonomy places the organism in Eukaryota, Fungi, Ascomycota, Leotiomycetes, Helotiales, Sclerotiniaceae.